Molecule: messenger RNA, 921 nt
Organism: Pleurotus ostreatus (oyster mushroom)
Lineage: Eukaryota; Fungi; Basidiomycota; Agaricomycetes; Agaricales; Pleurotaceae
Exons: 6
Coding region: 1-921 (306 amino acids)
Source: RefSeq, a predicted model, not a curated record
AUGUCGGCUAUUGGACCCUUCAUGGCGCCCUCUCUGAGAACAUCAGAAUUGUACAUCCUAACUCCCACUGGUGUGGGAUCUCCCUCUCCUCGGAGUCCCGGCCAGUUCACAUCCUUCCGACUCUCGUCUACGCCACCAAUCCUCCCUCAACGUGCCAACGCGUCCCGCGUUCCGCCAGCUUCAAAAACCUUCGAGCGAUAUUCCCUCUCCCCACCUCCCGUUUCACCUCAGGCCAAGAAACCCAGACGCCCCUCCACCGCUAAUUCUGAAAUGUCCACACUCUCAUCAUCCUCCAAUUCCUCGAAUUCAUCCUGUUCCUCAUAUUCACCUGAAGUGACCAAAGCUUGGAUGAAGUCUGCGCGAAAACACUGGAACCAAGCCAUCCUCCACCUUGAUCUCCUACUCAGCAAUUGGAUGCUCUUCGAUGAAGAAAUUAUCAUCAACCUCCGCAAGACGUUUGUCACGCUCGACUUCCAUAUGAAGAGCAUUAUUGGCUCCACAAGUGAAUCCUUGGCCAAGCGUUACUGCUAUGAAGCCGAAUGUCUUCGCCGCUCCGUUGAGUCGUAUACGAAGUCGUCACCACAGCCUUCGACGCGCAAGGCAGAUAACCUCAUCGUCGCGGCACUCAAGCACCUUUUUGUCAACCGCAAGACCUCCAACGAAGCUGUUCGCUUAGGAAUUCGCUUCGCUGCCCAUGUAGUGCGUUCUUCAGUCUCUGAAGAUGAACUACUCGCAUGGGCGCGCUUCUUCCAUAACAACGCCGUCUAUGAUGAGACUGCUGAGCAACUCGAAGCAGCUAUAGCGGGACUGCACUCGGUAAAUUGUAUGGAGGACGCCGGUGCCUUGGCGCAGAAUCGUCGGCGAAACAUUUUCCAUUCUGUCGCGGAGACCCAGCGCCUCAAAUCGUGCUUCGAGGACUAA